Messenger RNA from Rotaria sordida, 1394 nucleotides. The record is from the annotation of a GenBank genome assembly. Lineage: Eukaryota; Metazoa; Rotifera; Eurotatoria; Philodinida; Philodinidae.
AUGGGCGAAUACUCGAAAGCACUUUCAUCGUACGAAAGAUCACUUGAAAUCUUCAAAAUAGCUCUCCCUCCGAAUCACCCCGACUUGGCUACUUCUUACAACAACAUCGCUUCAGUGUAUGAUAAGAUGGGCGAGUACUCGAAAGCACUUUCAUCGUACGAAAGAUCACUUGAAAUUCGAAAAAUAGCUCUCCCUCCGAAUCAUCCCGACUUUGCUCAAUUCUACAACAAUAUCGCUGUGGUGUAUUCUCACAUGGGCGAGUACUCGAAAGCACUUUCAUCGCAUGAAAGAUCACUUGAAAUCUUCAAAAUAGCUCUCCCUCCGAAUCAUCCCGACUUGGCCACUUCCUACAACAACAUCGCUUCAGUGUAUGAUAACAUGGGCGAGUACUCGAAAGCACUUUCAUCGUACGAAAGAUCACUUGAAAUCCUCAAAAUAGCUCUACCUCCGAAUCAUCCCGACUUUGCUCAAUUCUACAACAACAUCGGUAUGGUGUAUUCUCACAUGGGCGAGUACUCGAAAGCACUUUCAUCGUACGAAAGAUCACUUGAAAUCCGAAAAAUAGCUCUUCCUCCGAAUCAUCCCAACUUGGCUACUUCCUACAACAACAUCGCUAUGGUGUAUGAUAACAUGGGCGAGUACUCGAAAGCACUUUCAUCGUACGAAAGAUCACUUGAAAUCCAAAAAAUAGCUCUCCCUUCGAAUCAUCCCAACUUGGCUGCUUCCUACAACAACAUCGCUAUGGUGUAUGAUAAGAUGGGCGAAUACUCGAAAGCACUUUCAUCGUACGAAAGGUCACUUGAAAUCCGAAAAACAGCUCUCCCUUCGAAUCAUCCCGACUUGGCUAGUUCCUACAACAACAUCGCUUCAGUGUAUGAUAACAUGGGCGAAUACUCGAAAGCGCUUUCAUCGUACGAAAGAUCACUUGAAAUCUUCAAAAUAGCUCUCCCUCCGAAUCAUCCCGACUUGGCUACUUCUUACAACAACAUCGCUUCAGUGUAUGAUAACAUGGGCGAGUACUCAAAAGCGCUUUCAUCGCUCGAAAGAUCACUUGAAAUCCUCAAAAUAGCUCUCCCUCCGAAUCAUCCCGACUUUGCUCAAUUCUACAACAACAUCGGUAUGGUGUAUUCUCACAUGGGCGAGUACUCGAAAGCACUUUCAUCGUACGAAAGAUCACUUGAAAUCCGAAAAAUAGCUCUCCCUUCGAAUCAUCCCGACUUGGCUACUUCCUACAACAACAUCGCUAUGGUGUAUGAUAACAUGGGCGAAUAUUCGAAAGCACUUUCAUUGUACGAAAGAUCACUUGAAAUCCUCAAAAUAGCUCUCCCUCCGAAUCAUCCCGACUUGGCUAGUUCCUACAACAUCAUCGGUAUGGUGUAUUCUCACAUGGGCGA